Pleurotus ostreatus (oyster mushroom) is the source of this 1851-nucleotide messenger RNA. RefSeq lists its product as uncharacterized. Bases 1 to 1851 code for a protein of 616 amino acids. The record is from RefSeq and is a predicted model, not a curated record. The transcript has 6 exons. Gene Ontology annotation, biological process: intracellular signal transduction. NCBI's taxonomy places the organism in Eukaryota, Fungi, Basidiomycota, Agaricomycetes, Agaricales, Pleurotaceae.
AUGCCUUCAGAGGCCUCCACUGCAGCCCAGCUGCAACAGCAGCAGCAGCAGUCCACCUCGUCGCACAUGAUGAAGACUACAAAACGCGGCAGACCGUUUCUCAAGGAUACACUGGACCUAUUUGCUACCCUAAUCGUUUCUCUCCAACUCACUACCCAUAAGCAAUUCUUCCGUACUUUUGCUAAUUCCUUCACAACGGAUGAGGCUGCCCAGAACCUGGCGUCGCUCAAGUUUUCACAAUCAAAUCGUGGACCAGAUCCCAGAGAGCCAUCCCGAGUAAUCACAACAACCACUACCACCACUUUCUCUAUGACCCGCGACAUGGCGAAGGCAAUGAGCCAACACUUCAUGGAUGCUCGCUUGAUUGAGAACGCCGCUGACCCAUCCUCCAAUCUAUUCAAGGAACGAGGCGUUUAUACGCUCACCCCCAAGGGCCUUCACGUUCUGGAACGGUUUAUCAGUGCCCAUGGUAUCAACGCCGACCAUUUGCAACAGGUCUUUGGUACGCAACCCAUAUGUAUCUACCUCCUCCACCUGGAUCGACGAUCUGCCGAUGACGAGAUUAUCGUAUCCCAAUCCGUCAUCACUCUUCUGUUCCGCCGUUUCGUCGGGCGUCAGCCCAACUAUGCUACGCAAUCCAACGCACCCGUCGAUCCUUUCGUGCGCUAUCACGAAAGAUCCAAGGGCAUUGCUCUACACGACAAUAUCGAGAAGGCUCAACCGCUAUUGGGCAAGCCUCAAAUGUCGCAUAAGUAUUGCUUUGCUGCAGUUGCUGCCCUUGAAUGGCUCUGCGACUUCACGUCCGUUGUCGGGCGAGAGGAAGCAGCAGAAAUGGCCGCUCAAUUCGUUCGGUUCGGGCUCAUCUCGCUCGUUAGCGAUAAGCGGAAGAACAAUGAUUCUGCGAUCAUUUUUACAGUCAGAGGAUCAUCGCCUGGAGGCAAUUCUCCCAUCAGCCAACAAGGAGAGUUCCGCUGCACCGCCAAAGCCAUCUACAAAAUCACUGAUGAAGGGCGACGACUUGCUCACUGGGAUGGCCUCGGAAACCCAGACUCGCCUAACGCUUCGGCGUCGAACUUGUCAUUGACAGAACGUUCUUCCAUGAACGCUACAUAUGAUGGCGGCGACAAGCGACCCGCCAAGGAAAGCAAUACUGAUCGACUGCGCUACAUUCUCGAGGAGCCCGCUCUGCGAUCUCUGUUUCGCGAGUUCCUUCGUGGCAACUUCUGCGAAGAGAAUCUAUCGUUCUGGUUGGACGUCGAAGAUUUCAAACGCAAGUUUCACAUCACUUCUAGUGCGCAGGCAGUUACUCUGCCGACGCGGACACAGACGCCUGGUCAAGCUGCAAUGGAGAAACACCACGAGGUGCUCAUUAACAAUGCGUUCUCGAUAUACAACACGUACCUUGCACCUUCAAGUCAGUGCGAGCUGAACAUCGACCAUGGUCUUCGGAACGAGUUGGCGAAGUAUUUAGAAGAGGUGGUGACUAGUUUGACCGGGAAGGCAUUCCACGGGCGGAUCGAAAAGGAGCAAGCGACUGGCUUCAAUGCUACGCAGCUUCAGACGAUGAUCAAGUUGUAUGAGCGGAUACAGACGCAUGUAUUCCGCUUAAUGGCUACCGACUCAGUUCCCAAGUUCAUCAAGACCCCUCGUUUCCUUGCCAUGAGAAAUUGGUCCGACGACUUCGACCCUACGGAGAACGAUUUCCGAUUCUUGUCUGCUUCGGGGCAAUCUGAAGAAACAGGCGGUGCAUAUAUCACUGUCUCACCGCAGGGCAGUGAGCGUGAGCGACGGCAACUGCUUGACCAACAGCAACAGCAGAAGGUUGCACCGGCGCCCCCUCCACCAUCAUAA